This is a messenger RNA of Spodoptera frugiperda (fall armyworm), 3202 nucleotides long. RefSeq lists its product as uncharacterized. NCBI's taxonomy places the organism in Eukaryota, Metazoa, Arthropoda, Insecta, Lepidoptera, Noctuidae. Gene Ontology annotation, molecular function: protein binding. The coding region runs from base 213 to 1922 and encodes 569 amino acids. The transcript is spliced from 11 exons. The record is from RefSeq and is a predicted model, not a curated record.
UCUAAUAACAUUUACAGUUACCGUUGAUUGUUGUUAUUAGCAACCGAUAAACAAAGUACAAAAAUAUUUGCAGUGGUUAUAUUUUAGAAAAUAAAUAUUAUUAACUUAUUACAUACUUGUAAAAAUAAUUAUUAUUGAUUUUUCUAUAGUUCAGCUAUAAGGUACUCAUCCAAACCGCUGUAGUAAUUGAUAAGGGUUAAGGAAGUUACAAAAUGCCUGCGUUCGAAGCACCAAGUGUUGAACUGGGCAGUGCUCCUCAGACGCCGAGUAUAGUUGCGUCACCUUCACCAUCAGAAAUCUCAAGCGCCAGUUCUCCAGAACCACCGAUUAUACGAGCUACGCCUUUAUUUAGAGCCUUGGCUAUGCCCCCUCCGGAUCCGGAUCAACCACCAGGCCAGGAAGAAUUAGAGCGACGGCUUCCAGGCUACAGACGCAUAAUUAUUCCACGAGAACUGACUUUGAUAGAGCUUUUGAAACAAAGCAGUGGUGUGACAACUGAUGAUGAGGUCUUGCGCAUCCGAGAGGCUAAACUUCGUGUUGUAGCAGAUCGAGUUGGCUUGAGAAGACUACACGUUCUCUCUCCAAGACUACGUAUUCUCACGCUAGAUGGAAGCGCACUUUCAUCCUUGCGCGAUCUUGGUAUCGGUUUAGUUCAUCUCAAAAUUUUGAGUAUAAACCGUUGCGGUUUAUCGAGCUUGGACGGCGUUUGGGGAUUAGGUAAUUUGAGGGAGCUGUUUGCUGCUGGAAACCGCAUCCAAGAUUUACAACCUCUGGCCGCAUUACAGAAACUGCACACUUUAAAUCUGGCUGACAAUCCCAUAUCGGACUCUGGUCGGCUUUGGACGCUUGGAGUUUGCAGUUCUCUUCGGAAACUGACCCUCACAGGAACUCCUGCGGCUGAUGAUGUGGACUACCGUUCCCGAGUGGCUGCUGCACUGCCGAUGCUAGUCUACUUGGAUGACAGACCUUUGCAUACCGAUGUUAAUUAUUCUGAUGAAGAGUUCGGCCCAGGAUCGUCAUCUUCGGAGAGUGAUGAUGAAGAAGAACCAGACCUAUUGCCAAAACUAAACAGUCCACCGCCAGCUGAACCCGAACCUGGACCUUCGACUAUGCCAGACGAAAUACCAGAAGUUCAUGAGGGUGGUUACACUGGCAAUUCCAGUUUUGAUUGCGAUGCUUUACCGACACGUGUUCGAAGACGUCCAGCCACCACGGAGAAUGCUGGUGUCAGACCAAUCCGCCCCAACGUCCCGCCGAGGCCAAAAACUGCUCAAGACAGACGACAGAACUGUGGAGAUCAACGGACUAGACUUGAGAUACUAAAUACGCUUUUGGACGAUGAGUGGUUAUGCAGCGGCAGUAAGCUGACCUCUUUGGAUGCUGUCUGUGGGAAUUUAGCAAGAGCUUUGCGUCGUAACUCUAGCGCAUACCAACGUCGCUUUAAAGAUGCUGAAAAGGAAUUGGUGGAACAAACGAUGGAAGAUGCAUCAAGAGCGGUAGCAGCCGAAAUACCGCGAGCACCACGUCUAGAAGAUUGGGUUAAGUUCAAAGAAGAAACAGGGAUUGACAUCGAUAUAAAUUUUAAUGAUAGACCAAAAUGUCCUGAUCCCACAAAGAUUCUUGAACGUCUCGAGAAAAUAGAGAAGGAGACUCAAGAAAGAAUUAAAGAAGAAACAUUAAAAGCAAAGUUUAAAAAUGCAGAUGGAAGCUUAAGCGGUGCAGCUAGCUUAUCAUAUUUGCCAAACAGUACUACGUUCGAUACGAUGUCGACUUUAAAUAAUUAUGAAAUGUUUCACACAGAUUUAGUUGAUCUACCAGUUAAUGCAAACAUAGAUACGUUUUACGAUGGCAUUGAUGAUUUACAUUCAGUUAGCAGAGAAAGGGUUGGUUACUCCGAUGACAAUGAUUCACUAACUGACUAAGAACAAGAACGACUUUCCCCAACGUGGCUUGAUAUUUUACCUAGACAUUUAGUUCUGGUCUUGCUACCUUAUUGUAGACUGUAGAAGAUUUAUUUUACUAUCUCGAUUUACUGCAACGACUUUCCUUUCGGUUUAUUAGUGUCUGUGAAUAGCGAUAGGUACAGCAUAGAUGCAAUGAAAACUUCCGAAGUGAUAAAAGUUUAAAGAGAAUUGAGAAAGUGCUAAUGAGAAUUUGUAACUUGUAUUAUUGUAUUUUACUAUGGUCAUUGUUUUAGUAGAAUAUUCUACCAAUUUUGGUUCGGUUUUACCUGUAGGAAUUAGGUGGCCUACUUGGGUUUUGUUUUGCGUAAAACUCGAAUACCGCAGAAAUACGUUAAAUGGUGAUUUCAUAUUUAUUCCGUGACAUUACUUUGUCACGAGGUCACGAUGCACCUUGCUGAUUUAACGAGUACCUAAAACAGAAAGUUGCAGUAGGAAAUUUCAUUGCGUGGGUGCAUAAAUAAACCAUGGUUUUCUUAUUAAAUAUGUUGUUAUAAUCCACCAGAAUUAUGGAAUGAAACUCUUAAGAUUUGUUACUUGUUUUACCGUAUGAAAUGCAUUUUUCGUUUCAAGCCAUGCUCAGAGGCUCAUAUUCAUGAGCAGCAUUCCGCGACAAUAGGGAUGAUGACUGGGUCAAAAAUAAAUUAUUACAACUUUUCAAUACAAUAAAAUAUUCAAAAAUAAUCACACUCUCAUUCAUAAAUUUUAUGAACUACUUAAUUUUCGAUUUUUUCUAGCUAAAUUUCUAGAAAUAAGUCUGCUAUAUGACGUCAAAAACUUAUGACGUCAUAAUAGAGUAUUUCAUACAAAAUUCAUAGAAAAUAUCGUUUUUGACGUUUCGAAAAAAGUAUUGAAUUUGACUAGUAGGAAACUAGCCAAUUGCCGCCUCAUCUGUCAAUAGUUACGCCAGUAAGCCGAUAGCAUAAUAAUUAAUUUUCUGAAUUAGUUUAAUAAUAUAAUUAAUCAUUCAUUAAUAACGAUAUUAAUCAUGUAACCUUGUCUAUUUUGUAAUUAUUAUGAGUUAUGAAUGAUACGUCAUUGAAUGGAUUUGUUUAGUUUUUCGUUUUUGUUUAAAACUUUUCAGCGAUUCUUAGUAUUUUUGACAUUUUCUAUGAAAGAACGGACAUCAUGUUUAACGCGGUUAUUCGCCUGCUACAAAUAACGUAAAUAAAUUAUUUUUAUUAUAAGUGUUUCUUGUGUUUGUUAUUACAAUUUAUGAAAAUAAAAGUUUAUUGAUCGUU